Molecule: messenger RNA, 2235 nt
Organism: Pleuronectes platessa (European plaice)
Lineage: Eukaryota; Metazoa; Chordata; Actinopteri; Pleuronectiformes; Pleuronectidae
Gene: capn3a
Product: calpain 3a, (p94)
Exons: 21
Coding region: 1-2235 (744 amino acids)
Biological process (GO): negative regulation of apoptotic process; proteolysis
Cellular component (GO): cytoplasm
Molecular function (GO): calcium ion binding; calcium-dependent cysteine-type endopeptidase activity
Source: RefSeq, a predicted model, not a curated record
AUGCCCUACACACCGUCUGGCUUUUUCUGCGACCGGCUGAUCCGGGAACGAGAGAGGAGGGACGGGGAAGGGGCCCUGACCAAGCCGCUCCGCUUCAACAGCCAGGACUACAGCGCCCUGAGGCAGGAGUGCAUUCAGAGGAAGAACCCGUUCGAGGAUGAGUCCUUCCCGGCCACCGUGGAGUCCCUGGGCUUCAAAGAGCUCGGGCACAAGUCCAACAAGGUCAAGAACAUCGUCUGGAAGAGGCCCAAGGAAAUCUGUGAGAACCCUCAGUUCAUUGUCGGAGGCGCCAGCCGGACGGACAUCUGCCAGGGAGAUCUGGGUGACUGCUGGUUGCUGGCGGCCAUCGCCUGUCUCACCCUGAACGAGAAGCUUCUGUACCGAGUUGUUCCCGCGGAGCAAAGCUUCUCUGAGGGCUACGCCGGCAUCUUCCACUUCCAGUUCUGGCGCUAUGGCGACUGGGUCGAUGUGGUCAUUGACGACCGCAUCCCGACCUUCAACAACCAGCUCGUCUUCACCAAGUCGGCCGAGAGGAACGAGUUCUGGAGCGCGCUGCUGGAGAAGGCCUACGCCAAACUUCACGGCUCCUACGAGGCCCUGAAGGGAGGAAACACCACCGAGGCCAUGGAGGACUUCACCGGGGGAGUCACAGAGUUCUACGAGAUGAAGGAAGCUCCUAAAGAGCUCUACAAGAUCAUGAAGAAGGCUCUGGAGAGAGGCUCCCUGAUGGGCUGCUCCAUCGAUUCCCUGGUUCCUGCUCGCUUCGAGACUCGGACUGUGACGGGACUCGUGAAGGGUCACGCCUACUCUGUGACGGCGGUGGAGGAGUGUAAAUCGUCUCAGCACAAGGACGCUAAAGUCCGUCUGGUGCGUCUCAGGAACCCGUGGGGCCAAGUGGAGUGGAACGGCCCCUGGAGCGACAACUCUAAGGAGUGGGCCACACUGUCUAAGACUGAGAAAGAGAAGCUGCAGCACCAGAGCGCCGAGGAUGGAGAGUUCUGGAUGUCAUUCGAGGAUUUCAAGAAGAACUACACCAAGAUUGAGAUCUGCAACCUCACCCCCAACGCCCUGGAGGACGAUAAGAUCCACAAGUGGACGGUUUCUGUGAACGAGGGCCGCUGGGUGAGAGGCUGCUCCGCCGGAGGCUGCAGGAACUAUCCAGACACUUUCUGGACCAACCCUCAGUACCGCCUGCGUCUGCUGGAGGAGGACGACGACCCCGAGGACAACGAGGUGGGCUGCACCUUCGUGGUGGCUCUGAUGCAGAAGAACAGGCGGAAAGAGAGAAAGAUGGGCGCCAACCUCUUCACCAUCGGAUUCGCCAUUUAUGAGGUGCCAAAGGAGAUGCAUGGCAACAAGCAGCACAUGCAGAAGGACUUCUUCCUCUUCAACUCCUCCAAGGCGCGCUGCAAGUCCUACAUCAACCUGCGGGAGGUGACCCAGCGCUUCCGCCUGACUCCCGGGGAGUACGUCAUCGUGCCCUCCACCUACGAGCCGCACCAGGAGGGCGAGUUCAUCCUGCGCGUCUUCUCCGAGAAGAAGAACACCUCAGAGGAGAUAGAGAACAGGAUCGAGGCGGACCAUCCAGUGGUGAGUCCAAAUGAGAUUUUCACGGAUCUCCACAUGUUCUUCCCUUCACGUCUCAUUUGUGUCUCUCUGCUCUGUGGCUCCACGACGCCUCAGCCGGCACCGGCCUCGGCGGGGGAGGAGAGCGAGGAGGAUCAGCAGUUCCGGACUAUUUUUCAGGAGAUAGCUGGAGAUGAUAUGGAAAUAACAGCCAACGAACUGAAAAACGUUCUCAACAAAGUGAUCACCAAACAUAAGGACCUGAACACAGAGGGCUUCAGCCUGGAGAGCUGCAGGAGCAUGAUUGCUCUGAUGGACAUGGACGGGACCGGUCGACUCAACCUGCAGGAGUUCAGACAUCUGUGGAAUAAGAUCAAACAGUGGCAGGGAAUCUUUAAACAUUACAACGCGGAUCAGACCGGCAGCAUCAACAGCUACGAGAUGAGGAACGCCGUCAACGACGCAGGCUUCCGUCUCAACAACCAGCUGUACGACAUCAUCACCAUGCGCUACGCCAACGAGAGCAUGAACAUCGACUUCGACAGCUUCAUCAGCUGCCUGGUGCGGCUCGAGGCCAUGUUCAGGGCGUUUCAGGCCUUUGACCAGGACGGAGAUGGGACCAUCAGACUCAGUGUGCUGGAGUGGCUCCAGUUGACCAUGUACGCCUAG